AUGUCCACAGAAACAGGUUUUGCUCUGCUGGGAGGACACCCCUGCUUCCUCACGUCUCAGGACAUCCACCUGGGAGUGAACGAGAGCAGCACAGACACAGCCAGGGUUCUCUCUGGGCUGUCAGAUAUAGUCCUGGCACGGGUGUGCAGCCAUAGUACUCUGGAGGAGCUGGUGAAGGAUGCCUCCAUCCCCAUCAUCAACGGCCUGUCUGACCUCUACCACCCCAUCCAGAUCCUCGCUGACUUCCUCACCCUGCAGGAGCAUUAUGGCUCGUUGAGUGGGCUGACUGUGAGCUGGAUCGGAGAUGGAAACAACGUCCUGCACUCCUUCAUGAUGACCGCAGCCAAACUGGGCGUCCAUCUUAGAGUCGCCACGCCCAAGGGUUAUGAUCCAGACAGCAGCAUCAUUCAGGAGGCACAGAGACUCUCCAAACAGCAUGGGACCCAGUUGCUCCUGACAUCUGACCCAGUGGAGGCAGCUCGAGGCAGUAACGUCCUGGUGACAGACACCUGGGUCAGCAUGGGCCAGGAGGAGGAGAAGAAACAGAGGAUCAAGGACUUCCACGGCUACCAGAUCACCAUGCAGACAGGAAGUGUGGCGAAGCCAGACUGGACCUUCCUUCACUGUCUCCCACGGAAACAGGAAGAGGUGGACGACCAGGUGUUCUACUCCCCUCGCUCACUCGUCUUCCUUGAGGCUGAGAACAGGAAGUGGACCAUCAUGUUGGAGUGUGUGACGCGUCUGGUGCAGGUGGGCUGUGGGGUCAACUCGGUGACCACGAGGUUUGCUCAGACGCCCACUCACAUCGCUGCAUUUGGGGGCCACACAGAGUGCCUGCUGUGGCUGCUGCAAGCUGGCGCUGACAUCAACAGACAGGACUAUGUUGGUGAGACUCCCAUCCAUAAGGCUGCCCGUGCAGACAGUCUGGACUGUGUCAACGCUCUCCUGAUUCAGGGGGCGAAAGCUGAGUAA
Messenger RNA from Coregonus sp. 'balchen', 972 nucleotides. The record is from the annotation of a GenBank genome assembly. NCBI's taxonomy places the organism in Eukaryota, Metazoa, Chordata, Actinopteri, Salmoniformes, Salmonidae.